AUGGGAAAUGAAGCUAGUUACCCGACGGAGAUGUGCUCCCACUUCAACCACGAUGAAAUUAAAAGGCUGAGCAAGAGGUUUAAGAAGCUGGACUUGGACUGUUCGGGCUCUCUGAGCGUGGACGAGUUCUUGUCCCUGCCCGAGCUGCGGCAGAACCCGUUGGUGCAGCGAGUGAUCGACGUCUUCGACACCGACGGCAAUGGAGAGGUGGACUUUGAGGAGUUCGUCGUGGGGACCUCCCAGUUCAGCGUCAGGGGGGACGAGGAGCAGAAGUUGAGGUUUGCCUUCAGCAUCUACGACAUGGAUAAAGACGGCUACAUUUCCAACGGGGAGCUGUUCCAGGUGCUGAAGAUGAUGGUGGGGAACAACCUGCAAGACUGGCAGUUACAGCAGAUCGUGGACAAAACCAUCAUCAUCCUGGACAGGGAUGGCGACGGGAGAAUAUCCUUCGAGCAAUUCAGUGCGGUGGUCGGAAACCUGGAGGUCCACAAGAAGUUGGUGGUAAUUGUGUGA
This is a messenger RNA of Lynx canadensis (Canada lynx), 513 nucleotides long. It is a transcript of the gene PPP3R2, whose product is annotated as protein phosphatase 3 regulatory subunit B, beta. Gene Ontology annotation, molecular function: calcium-dependent protein serine/threonine phosphatase regulator activity; calcium ion binding. NCBI's taxonomy places the organism in Eukaryota, Metazoa, Chordata, Mammalia, Carnivora, Felidae. Bases 1 to 513 code for a protein of 170 amino acids. The transcript has a single exon. The record is from RefSeq and is a predicted model, not a curated record.